AAUUCCCGGUAAGUCUAUUUGUUUUACAUUUUUAAUCCGCACUCUAAAAAAUCGGUCGCAUAUCCGUCGCGCGCUGAUCGCAGUAGGUAUAUGGUCCACGCAAGAAGCCCAUUGCGCGAACAGCGUGCGUUCGGCGGCGGUGACGCAAGCCGUUUUGGUAAAAGACGACGCCUUAUAUUGCGCUCCGUAGCGGCACAUGUAGCAGCAGCAGCAGCGCAGGAGAGGAGUUAGUGUUGGGUGCCAGGGGCGUUCGGAGCAGUGGUUAGUCACUCCCAACCUGCAGCAUUCAAAUCCGGAACUUCCCGGCGGCCUCCAUCACCACCACCAUCAUCAUCACCACCAUCAUCAUCAUCUCUCACUCUCGCUCUCUAUAUAUAUCAUCGAUAGCAUUUGUACAGCGGGGUCUCGUAACCGCGAGCUCAGAUGCGGAUUGCCGUGUCAACUCGAUUCGUAGAGACGCGUGAACGGUGUGCUGCAGUGGUAAAUCUACCGCGAGGAAGCGUUCCAUAAAUCAAAACAAAGGCAGAGGAGGAGGAGGAGGGGGGUGGUGGUUUUGAUAUAUGCGAAGUGGUAGUCCAUUGCGCAUGGACGAGCAUUUCAGUAAUUAUAGCUCUACCUGGCUGGUGAAACUCAAACCCCCGACCAAUCCUUGUUGCCGAUAGCCGCGGCAAACGCGAUCAAACAGCGUCGUUCGAACUCAACGAUGCGCUUGGAUUCUUGAAGGCUGCGCCGCCGAAGGAGUCCGCAGUUUCGCUAUGGAUGUACUCAAGGCCGCUGCGGUGCUCCUCUGCUACGUCGCCUGCCUCUUGGAGCCGGACCUGGUUCGCGUGGAAGCGGCGGCGCUCAGCUCUCGCCACCGCUUGACCUCGCAGGCGAAAGGCGCCGAGUCGGCGUCCAGGUCGGCGCCGGGUGCUCGCAAGGUGUCCGUGGGAACGGCUCAUCAUCAUCAUCACCAUCAUCAACACCAUCACAGCCAGCAGCAGCAGCAACAACACCGCGCCGGAGCAACGGCAGGAACUGGGGCUCAUCAUGACCACGAGUUCCGCUGGAGUGGUCACAAUGUGUCGGUGGUACCGCACGAGUACAUGCUGUCCCUGUACAAAACACUGUCGGUCGCCUCCGCAGGCAAGGACAUCAGUGCGAACACUAUCACCAGCUUCGUCGACAGAGGAGAAGAUGGGAGCUCGGUACGUAGGCAGAGGUAUUCCUUUGAUCUUACAACGCUGUCCCGACAGGACGACCUGAUUAGCUCUGAGUUCCGAGUCCUCCGGAGAGCGCCCGAGGAGCCCCAGAGAACCUCCCGCUUGGGUAACCUCGUGUCCCUCAAGCUCUUCCUGUGCCCAACCACCUCCCGUGCACGUGAGCUGCUGCUCGACUCUCGCGCCGUCGACCUCCUCGACAAGAAGCUGCCCAGCUGGGAGGUGUUCGACGUGAAGGCCGCCGUGGAGAGAGUGUAUAACGACACGUCCGUCACGUCGCUCUGCCUCGACCUGGAGGUGUCUUCGGAGAACUCGCGGAUCGUCAUGGAGGGGCGCUACGUCGGCUUUUCCCGGAAGGGGCGACGGCCUCAGGAGAAGGCGCUCAUGGUCAUCUCCAGCCGGGCACACAAGCGGGGCAACCUCUUCAACGAGAUCAUCGACAAAGGGAAGGCUUCCCACGGCGGAGGAGACGGCGAUUCGCACGAGAAAAUCAGAGGAGCUGUGGACGUCGUGGGCAGAACUCGAAAGAAAGACGAAAGCGAAGAAGUGUCCCUAAAAUCUGGACAUCGUCAUCAGUUAAAUAAGAAGAUUGGCGGCAGAGCGGACAGUGAUCAAGCUAAAGGCCGGGCGCCAAAGCAAAGCGGGGGCAAGGCUGGGUCACUGUCCCGCGGCAAAGCUUCCCAGAAAUUACGUAAAGGGGAAAUUGAUCCAGCUGACUCUGAUCCACAGUACCGCAGAAAAAGGACACCCCUGGCCAAUCGUCCUGGCGGCAAGGGACAUAACAAGAAAUCAAAGUCUCGGUGCAGUAAGAAGCCGCUGCACGUUAACUUCAAGGAGCUGGGCUGGGACGAUUGGAUCAUCGCUCCGCUAGAUUACGAAGCGUAUCACUGUGAGGGCGUUUGCGAUUUCCCCCUGCGCUCCCACCUCGAGCCCACAAACCACGCGAUCAUCCAAACGCUGAUGAACUCCAUGAAUCCCGACUCGACGCCACCCAGCUGUUGCGUGCCGACCAAGCUGAGCCCCAUCAGCAUACUCUACAUUGACUCGGGCAACAACGUUGUCUACAAGCAGUACGAGGACAUGGUCGUGGAGUCUUGCGGUUGCAGGUAGCCCGAAAGAAACCAUUGGAAGAGCCAGCAGACUCCAGUGACGGACAGUAACUUGACGUCACACGUUUGCGCGUAAUCUGUUUUGUGGAAGGAAAGGCAGCUUCUGUUAUGGUUCACCACACACCAGCUCCAGUCAUGUCAUCAAACGACUGAAAUUUAAAAGGAUAAGACAUUCUUGAAGUGUGGUGGUAUCCUACAGCAAGUAUGUUGGGUUCAUUUGCUGUGGAUACUGUAGCACUAAGGGUAGCUACUGACAGACAUUGAUGUAUAUUUGAUAAACGGAGCUCACUUAAAAGUCUGUGCGUAGGCAAACUUUUUUUUUUAACUAUUGACAAAAAACGCAACUCGACGCACCCAUUGCAAGGAAAACCCGCCCGCUUGGAAGGAAAGUGACAAACGACCGACGAAAAAAACGUAAAGCAUCGCGCUUCCACGUGCUGCUUGCACAGAUGAUUUUCCAAUUGUGGAAAUAUUUUAUGGAAAGAAAAAGGACCGUCCGUCUGUCCCCCCCCCCGCUCCCCGAAAUUCGCGGAAGGAGUUAAACGUCGUGCGCGCGGUUCUUUCUUACAGCCACCUGUUUAAACAGUGGACCUACUUUAUUGAGACGGGACCAUUGGCAAAGAGCAAAUGCUGCGGAGAUAAGGCUGGCAUUGCCUAUGCGGAGUCCCUUGGAGGACAGCAGCUGCUGAGGACAAGAGGGGGGUGGGGGAGUUGGGCUGGCUGGCACGCCAUGCCUUACGAGCAAGCCUAAAUACUGUUUAACUUUGUUUAUAGCCUGGAGCCAUGGCAUGUAAUUAUCUGUCUGUAAAGAGAGCAAGAGGAGGGGGAGCCUUGCGUGCAUCUCCGCUCAGUUGGCAGAGAGAGAGAGAGAAAAAAAAUUGUGGGUAAUUUUAUUAUUUUGUUCGGGUGGGUUGGUGAUUGUGCACACUGGGAAGACUGGACAAUGAGCUCAGUGAAUGGACCCUCAACAUUUGCCAAGGAAUAAAUGUUUGAUUGCUAGUGGCAAUUGCCACAACGUAGCCUGUGUUUCACGAAGAAAAAUCUUGUUUUGAAAAAAAUAAACAACCCCUGCGUUAUGUUUUUUGCAGGCUGCAACACAGCACAUGACCCAGCGGUGUCUGACUGCGGUUAUAUGUUUUUAACAUUAAACUACACUGAAAAAAAAAAACAAUGGAUCUGGUUGAAAAUAAAUCUUACCUUGCUUUAACAACAACAAAAAAUCACACAGAACGCAAAUUUAAAAGUUGACUUCCAGUUGUCCAGUACGAUAGCAAUAAUAAGUGUCCGUAGAUUUUUAUUUUUUACAAACAUUACAGUAACUGUAUAAAACACAGCAAGAUUAAAAAAAAAACUGCCGGUACACUUAAAACUAGAUGGAAGGCCCUCUCUUUUGAACACUUUACAACACACCGUAUAAUAGCGAAUCUCAUCAGCAAGUGCAAAUAUUUUGAGCGCCUCCAGAAUUUGCCCACGUUUUGUGGGCCUCCGGCUGAUGUGUUUCGUUAUGUUACAGCUAACUGUAGAGUGGACCUAAAGACGUCUCUGUGUGUUUUAUCAGUGCAUUAGAAACACGCGAUGUUAUAAACAGUGUUUAUAUAUUGUCGACAUAUAGAAACUAUUACUUUAAUACAUGCAAUUGUUUCUCUUUGCUGUUAUAGACUAUUUAUUUUCUGUUUAUAACAAUAUAACUUUUUUUGUUGUUGUUGCUGUUGUUGUUGUGCUGGAAUGGUAACAAAUGUAGAAGAUAAAAUAAUAAGGUGGGCAGAGACAAAAAAAAACACAAUCAGUCCGUAAAAUAUAAUUUAAUAAAUGGCUCAAUUCUGGGCUGUAAUGUAGACAAAAUGCACAUGUAAUUUGAUUUAAUGCACUGUUUCAUGUUUGUCCUUUGAGUUGUACAUACUGUGGAUUUCUGUGGAUUGACAUGUAUUAUGCUUUAUGUAAUAGAGGUGGCCAUUUAUAUUGUUUUUUUCCCAGAAUGCGUUUUGUAUACAUGGUAUAUUACAUUCCUUUUUUUAAAAUGCACUCGUAUAAUUUUAAUUGACGUAUCACAAAGCUACACGGACUCCACAUGCCACGAUGCAGACCAAUGCACACUCACAAGGCAACAUCUUUUUAGACAAUACUCACCUGAAGCUCUUCAUGCUCAACGAAUGGAAACAAAAACCAACUGUACAACAAAAAUAAACAGUCUUGUGAUUUCUUA
Messenger RNA from Petromyzon marinus (sea lamprey), 4511 nucleotides. Its product is annotated as growth/differentiation factor 6-A. Gene Ontology annotation, cellular component: extracellular region. The record is from RefSeq and is a predicted model, not a curated record. Gene Ontology annotation, molecular function: cytokine activity; growth factor activity. NCBI's taxonomy places the organism in Eukaryota, Metazoa, Chordata, Hyperoartia, Petromyzontiformes, Petromyzontidae.